UAAAGUUUUGUCAAACAAACACCGUGACGUCACAGUGUCAUGGCGGCGAGCAGUUCGGCCGUGUCAGUUUUAACUCCGAAUGGAAGAAGACAGACCGUCAAAGUGUCUCCAAACACACCUUUAUUGCAGGUGCUUGAGGAUGUGUGUAAAAAACAUGGCUUUAACCCGGAUGAACAUGGACUCAAGUUUCAGAGGAUGGUUCUAGAUCUGUCUCUGCAGUGGCGUUUUGCCAGUCUGCCAAAUAAUGCUAAGCUGGAGAUGGUGGUGUGUUCGAGGCCGCUGACUGGAGCCGAGAGCACGGUGCGUCUCGCGCUGCAGAUGGAGGACGGCUCUCGUCUUCAAGGCUCCUUCUCGAGCGGACAGACCUUAUGGGAUCUCCUGACACGCUUCCCUCAAACCAGGACGUCUGAUCUGGACGCGUCUGGACCUACGCCAGUGUGUGUUUACAUGAGAGACGAGGUCAGCGGGAAGGACGCGCUGAAGAAGACGACUCUGAAGUCUCUGGGGCUCACCGGAGGAAGUGCCAUCAUACGUUAUGUGCUGAAAAGCUCUGGCUCCUCGUGUCCUGAUGCAUCUGUGGAUGCGGUCGCUAUGCCAACGAAUGCUGUUGCCAAGACCACUAUAUCACAGCCGCCUUCUGAACCACCCGAGGAGCCCGCUCCCGUUCCCAUGGAAACCCCAGCUCUUCCCACCGAGGUCACCGCCCCGCCGAACCAUCAUCCUGUCAAACAGGAAGAGGAGGAGCCAAGCGUGAGCCGGGAGCAGGAGGUGCGGCCUAAAACUGACCCGCCUCCACAAGCAAACCUAGUGCCGCAUGAGGACAACGAGCGACCUGGGACGUCCCAACAGAGCCAAGGCCCCGCCCCCUCAGCCACGCCCACUGACUUUGUGCCGUUUUCGGGAAGCGGACAGCGUCUGGGAGGAACUGCUGGACUGAAGACAUCCACGUCAUGGUCAUCAUGUGUGUCCGGCAGCCCGCCGAAAGCCAAGAAACCCAAACCCAGCCACGAAAUCAAGCGGUCAGUCAGUGCCAACCCGGCGACGGACGAAGAGGAAACAGAUGAAUUUCUGGAGCCGGUCGACAGGGAGCCGCUGGUUUUCCAUCUGGAUUCUGGAAUACGUCACCAUGACGACACAGAGCUUCCUGACGAGUUUUUUGAAGUCACUGUUGACGACAUUCGGAAGAGAUUUGCACAACUAAAGAGUGAGAGGAAGGCUCUGGAGGAAGCUCCUCUCAUGACGAAGUCCCUGCGAGAGUCUCAGGUGAAGGAGAAGCUGGACAGGUAUCCGAAGGUGGCUCUGAGGGUCCAGUUUCCUGACCGCCACGUUCUUCAGGGCUUCUUCAGACCUCUAGAAACAGUCUCUGCUCUGAGGAGUUUUGUCAGAUCUCACCUGCAGGACCCACAGAUGCAGUUUUACCUGUUUGUUGCUCCUCCUAAAACCAUCCUAGACGAGCCGAAUGUCACUCUAUUCCAGGCGAGUCUCUUCCCUGCUGCUCUCGUGUACUUCGGCUCAGACGUGAGGACAGAUGGAUUCUUGCGCUCUGAUCUUCUGGACAUCGGUGUCUCCGCUCUACAGGCUGAUGAACUCAUAGCAGGCUGCAUGCCUCGCUCUCCUCCAGCCGUCUCUGAAGAACCCCCCCCACCCGCUCCUGAGUCAUGUGACUCCUCCGGCCAGCGGGGGGCGUCGGAGGACAGCGGUGAUGCUCAUCCAGCGGAGGUCAGACCGGUCAGGACCGACCCCGGGAAAGUGCCCAAAUGGCUCAAACUGCCAGGUAAGAAGUGAGGAGGACGAGAGCAUUUCCCUUCACUACAUCAGUACUUUAACAAUAAUUCAUCAAUUAAACACAAGAUGAUGAUUGCCAAA
Messenger RNA from Puntigrus tetrazona (Sumatra barb), 1866 nucleotides. It is a transcript of the gene aspscr1, whose product is annotated as ASPSCR1 tether for SLC2A4, UBX domain containing. NCBI's taxonomy places the organism in Eukaryota, Metazoa, Chordata, Actinopteri, Cypriniformes, Cyprinidae. The record is from RefSeq and is a predicted model, not a curated record. The coding region runs from base 40 to 1785 and encodes 581 amino acids. The transcript is spliced from 17 exons. Gene Ontology annotation, biological process: signal transduction. Gene Ontology annotation, molecular function: protein binding.